GUAGAAACUUUUGCCAAUUGGUCAUUAACUGCACGAGCACCACAUGGCUCAGGAUGGCGGAAAGCAACGCAUCGCGAUGCCUCAUCUCUGUGACCUACUUUGGCCAUUUGGAACUGCAAGAACCAGGCCCAGGGAUCUCCUCUGCCACGACUUUCUACUGGUUCAAGCCUGAUUACACACGGGGCCAAUACGGAUUCUACAAGGAGCAUUGCUCGGUGCUUAGUAACUUCUCUGCAGCUCUGAACACCUGCAAGGCUGAAGGAGGGCAGCUGGCUACUCUGGAAACCACCCCAAAGCUUGACGAAGUGACGGCUCCCCUGUAUCAGACUAAGGGAGCAAGAUACUGGAUCGGACUCUACCGAGAGGGCCCCACAGCAAAUCCAGUGUGGAUGAAUGUCAAUGGAAACAUGUCAGUGACCUCAGGCACCAUAACUGAGAAAGGGAGUGAGAACUGUUAUUCAUUGCUUAAAUGGGAUUCCUGAAUUGUUGAGGACCAUAUCUGUAACGAUGGACUGUGCUUUGUGUGCGAAAGAAACUUCUAUUAGUCCGAAGAACCACCUGUGUGAUGCUGUUACAACCUAGACCCAUGCUGCUAUUACCCAGAACCCAACUGUGAUGCUGCUUAACCUAGAUCCCAGCUGUGAUGCUGAUUUCUACCGGAAACCAUCUGUCUCAUUAUUGUCUCGCUCAAUAAGUCUCGACUUAAUAGUGUUGUUUUAAUUCAGAAUUGAGUGUGUUGUCCCACCCACUUAACUUAAUAAUGUUUGUUUCAGUUCAUGAUUGAAUACAGGGCUACAUUUUUAUUACUGUAGUUACAACAGUGUGUUUGAGUUUGUGUGUGUGUGUGUGAGUUGGUCUAAAGCCAACCGCAGUGUUGUGUAAAUUAUAAUAGUGUUUUCACUGUGUGAUCGUUUCACUAGAGUUUUUAACAGUCUAAGUGUGUGUUUUAUUUCCAGUUAAUUACAGAGUGGCUCUCACCUUAAGCUAAAUAUAAUCUCUGAUCCCUAUUUCACUAUAAGUUCACUUUUAAAAUUCGUGCCAUCACCCUUGUUUAUAACUAGGCCUAGUGCUGUCUGACUUCUCCUUAAACAAAUGCAGUUUUUUUUCUAGUCAUAUAGAGUUGUCGUUACCUAGAAUUAAAUGUAUACCAUAUUUUAAAUCAAAUCUAAAGCAAUUGUGUGGUAAAGCCAAGCAAAGGUUGAAGUACAGGCCUACAUGUUCAGGUUGUAGUAUAGGCCUACAUGUUCAGUUUUCCAAGCUAUUAGUCAUUAUUAAAAGAAUGUAUACAUUAAUCAAUCGUUGAUGAAACGCAACUGGAUGUUUGUGUACAUUUGAUUUUAAUGUGACAAUAUACACAUGGACACUUUAAAAAUAAAUAACUAUA
Molecule: messenger RNA, 1384 nt
Organism: Macrobrachium nipponense
Lineage: Eukaryota; Metazoa; Arthropoda; Malacostraca; Decapoda; Palaemonidae
Exons: 5
Coding region: 54-482 (142 amino acids)
Source: RefSeq, a predicted model, not a curated record